ACCGCUCGACGUUAUCACCCACGACCACCACUAAAAAAAGGCUUUGCCUAAUCUUUCAUUAUCAUGUCCACCAACUGCAGACGACGCCUCAUCCGCGAUUUUAAGCGCCUUUCUGGCGAUCCGCCUGGUGGUAUAUCAGGAAGUCCAUGCCCUGAUAACAUCAUGCUAUGGAACGCCGUCAUCUUUGGGCCAGGCGACACCCCAUUCGAAGACGGCACCUUCAAGCUGAUGCUGACAUUUGACGAAUCGUACCCGAACAAACCGCCCACCGUCAAGUUCCUCUCGCGGAUGUUCCACCCCAACGUGUAUGCGAAUGGGGAGCUGUGUUUGGAUAUUUUGCAGAAUCGGUGGUCGCCGACGUAUGACGUUGCUGCGAUCUUGACGAGCAUACAGAGCUUGUUGCAUGAUCCCAACCCGAAUAGUCCGGCGAAUGCAGAGGCGGCGCAGUUGUAUAGGGAGAAUAUGAAGGAGUAUGUUAGGAGGGUGAAGUUGACUGUUGAGGAGAGUUGGUUGGACCCUGAGGAGAAGGCUGCUCUUGGGGAGGAGCAAGGGAGUGCGUGAGUUGGCGCACUGUUCAUGAAUCUUUUUUUUUCUUUGGGUCGGUUGGUUAGUUGGUGAUGCUGGUUUGCGUUUUGUAUCGUUUUCCGGUUUUUCUCAUUUCCUACCUCCUACCUCCCUCCUUCCUUUACCUUUGCGAUCUGUCCUAUAUACCCCUUCUACCCUAUCCCUAAUUUUCCUUUUUACUCUCCAUCCCAAAUGUACCUCACCAUCUCUCAUCCUCCUCCACGUAAUCUGU
Messenger RNA from Laccaria bicolor S238N-H82, 796 nucleotides. RefSeq lists its product as uncharacterized. Gene Ontology annotation, cellular component: HULC complex. The record is from RefSeq and is a predicted model, not a curated record. Bases 64 to 561 code for a protein of 165 amino acids. Gene Ontology annotation, biological process: protein polyubiquitination; DNA repair; proteasome-mediated ubiquitin-dependent protein catabolic process. Gene Ontology annotation, molecular function: ubiquitin conjugating enzyme activity. Lineage: Eukaryota; Fungi; Basidiomycota; Agaricomycetes; Agaricales; Hydnangiaceae. The transcript has 3 exons.